CUGUAGUUCAUACAGAGGCGGUAAUUGGUUUAACAGCACUCUCCCUUCGUUUCACGCUGCCAUCUGCUACCUCUUCGCCCGCUCUCUGCACCGCUGUCGCCUUCACCUCAGUUCGGCUUUUCCUCUCCGGUGGUCGGCGGUCGGUUUCGUACCCCAAACUGCCACAGUUUAACAACGACUCAGUAGUCAGCACCAGCUCUUUUCUUCCCGUCGGCCACCGCCUUUGCCGCCAGAACUAUCCGCUUAGUCAGCUAGUUUCUCAAAUAUUUCUCGCAAUGAUGAAUCAGUUACGGAAGCUGUUCCUCCACGAUAGCUACUACGCCAAGUACUUCGUCGCGAGGCAAGAAUCCUACAGGCGGCUAGCCGACCACGUUCUGCGGCGAUGGCAAUCGCGAACCUCCGGGGAUACUUUCCAGGAAUCAGACCCUACGAGAAGAGAAGCAACGGAAUCCCCUCAAGUUUCCUCCAGGCCCAUGCGCACCAAAUCUACCGCUAGCAGUGAAAACGACGCAGGCUCCAAUAAAUGGAAGCUGGAGCCUGUUUGGUUCACAAAAACCCUUGAACCAGCCUUGCAAUUCUGCAGGGAGUGGGAUUGGAAACAAAGUCCCUCCAAGUGGUCGAUCUAUUUCAGAAGUAAUUUCUAGCAUUCAGAGGAGUAAGAUUGGGAUUGAGGAUUGGACCUUGAGUGAUUUUACGAUUGGCUUGUAUCUUCUAUAUCUUCGUCAGGGUUCUUUGAAUGCGUUUGAGGAUGUUAAGGGGAUUCAAGUCUCUUCUGAAGCAAUAAUUGAAGAUCUAAUAUAUCACCUUGAGUUGGCAAAAGGCUGUUAUAAGGGUGACAUUUCUGGUCUUGUCCGGCACAGCAUGCUCCGGGAGAAAAAUAUUCUCAAAUAUGUGAAAGAUUCUAGUGUGAUGAGGCCUGGAUACUACAUUGGCAUUGAUCCACGCAAGAAGCUUGUGAUUUUGGGAAUUCGUGGUACUAAUACAGUAUAUGAUCUCAUCACUGAUGUUUCGUCAAGUGAUGAUGACGUCACUAUUGAGGGUUAUUCAACCCAUUUUGGCACUGCUGAAGCUGCUCGUUGGUUUCUUAAACAUGAGACGAAAACCAUAAGGAAGUACUUGGAGACUCAUGAUGGAUAUAGGUUUAGGGUAGUGGGUCAUUCUCUUGGAGGUGCCAUUGCUUCUUUGCUGGCAAUCAUGCUCCGCAGAUGUUCGCAUGAAGAACUUGGAUUUUCUCCUGAGCUUGUUUCUGCUGUUGGGUAUGCUACCCCACCAUGCGUCUCCAGCAAACUUGCUGAAAGUUGUUCAGAUUUCGUUUCUAAUGUUGUAAUGCAGGAUGAUAUCGUACCUAGGUUAAGUGCAGCUUCUUUGGCACGAUUGCGGAAUGAAAUUCUUCAAACUGAUUGGACCAGUGUAAUUGAGAAAGAAGACUGGAAAAGCGUUAUAGGUAUGGUCACCAAUGCAAAGCAAGUUGUGUCUUCAGUUCAAGAUGUGGCUAGCAAGCUGGCUGACUUUGCUAAGUUUUGGGAUGGGUGAGCGCCUAGGGCCCUUCUGCUAGUACUGGUUGUUGAAUGCAUGGCAGAAAAUAGAGGUAGACACUAGGAUAUGCACCAUGUUAUAUGAUGGAUUCUCCUACCAGGAAGGCACCUCGUGUUGCUUUGACCUCCAAAGCCGCCACAGAGAACGCUGAUAUCAACGAAAAGGAAGGACACACAAAUAUCGUGCCAGAGGAGUUGUUCGUGCCAGGGUCCGUGUACUAUCUCAAACGGAACGUCGAUCUCAGCAGCAGCAGCAGCAGCAGGGGCUUGGAAUAUUUCACAUUGUUGAAGAGGCAGCCAGGUGAGCAUUUCCAGAAGAUAAUUCUGUCGAACAACAUAAUUUCAGACCACAAAUGCGACAGCCAUCAGUAUGCUCUGCGGGACGUACUCAAAGGCUUGCCUGGUGCUCGGGAUGAAGUCAUUUUCAGAUGACGAAGUAGCCAUUACCUAUCACUGCCACCCCUUGUUAGCUGGGCAGUAAAUUUUGCAACCUUAAUAAUGUACAGUUAAUUUCUUGUUUCUACUUCAUGUUCAAUAAUCAUGCAUUUGUAAAAGGCAAAGGGGGGUUAUGCACUGUAAUAAUCAGUUCCUUUUUUCUGUCAG
Linum tenue is the source of this 2138-nucleotide messenger RNA. Lineage: Eukaryota; Viridiplantae; Streptophyta; Magnoliopsida; Malpighiales; Linaceae. The record is from the annotation of a GenBank genome assembly.